GGGGCCAAGCGGUCCGUAAGAAGUGCACUUUUAUGAGGAUCCAUGUUCGUUGGUUCGGUGAAUCAAACAUGCGGACAUCGCAUUCUUAUUUAUUUUUAUUAUCUCAACUAUUUCUCAGUAAAACUUGCAUUGAAACAAAUAUUUUUCAAUAAACUCCGUCGCGAUGAGUCAAGAUAUCGGGAGCUCCAUUAUGUGUCGUGCGUGUAUGAAAGUGGAUGGUGUACUUCUACCUAUGUACGGUGCAAAUAAUACAAUAACAGAGAAAAAUUUUCCUGAUAAACUUGCCGAUCUUGCCUCUAUCCACAUAGACAAAUACGAUGGCUUACCGAGCGUUUUGUGCGCAAAAUGUGCCUAUAGAACCGAUGCUUUUCACGAAUUCAAACUGCAGGUCCGGGCAACUGAGAAAAAGUUGCGGAAGAUGUUCCAGUGUCCCGUUGAACCGGCUAUCGAACCAAAGUUGAAGCUCAGGGGUGAAAAUACUGAUGGCAAACACAAUGAUUUCCCAAACGAAUCGGCAGCAAAUUCAGCAUACCAGGGAAACAUGGAGAAUUUUAUGAAACAAAGCUCAGACGUAACAGAUGUAAAACCGCGAACAGAGGAUCGACCAAGCGGUAAGACAUUAACUCGUACGAUUAGCGUCAACACAAACGAUUGCUACAAAAAUUUGAGCAAAAGUGAUUUGAACAAUGCAGAGAUUUAUGUUGCUGCUACGGGCGAAGAAAAUGUUUCUAAUGCACGCAUAAUGAAAACCGAUAUCACAAACGAUAUAAAAAACAUUUUACAAGAUGAAAGUAUGGAAUACACUUUGCUAUAUGUAUCGGAGGCAAACGAAAUUCAUUUUGAUACGUCGAUUCCCGAUGUAUCAUUGAGCAAAGAAAUUCUACAGAGACGACAGGACGUAGCAUCAUUUGACAAUGAUGAAUGUAGUAAGGAGCAAAGUUUGAAAGAUUCUUUGGUGGAUCAUCCCGCGUAUACUUGGAUUUCCGAAGGAUUCCCGAUGGAUGCAUCGGAAAUGGUAACAGGAUCGUUGAAUGUCGUGGACAAGUCAAUUUAUAAUCCGAAGCCAAGAAUGAUGGAAAUAAAUGACAACGGAGAUUCAGAGUCGGAUUACCGCAUGGAUCCGGAUCCGGAAAAUUUGCUCGGCAGCCUUAACGAUACUAUAAUGCGUAUUAAAGAAAUAAAAACGGAAGGUAAAUGCACGCUUUAUCAGUGUACUCUGUGCAUGGAAAGUUACGAUGAAUUAACGGGUAUUCUGAGUCACACGAUCGAGACGCACGUGCCGAAAAAUGGUCCUUUUUUUUGUGUAGUCUGCGAAAAAGAUUGCUCCUCAAUACGAGAAUUACGAAAUCACGCGAAAAGCCAUAGCGGUAAAUAUCCGUACACGUGUUUCGUUUGUAACAAGGCCUACUCGAUGAAGCGUUAUCUGAAAAGGCAUAUGGCCUGUCACACCGAUUUGCCUCGUCAUCGUUGCCCAAAAUGCGGUAACCGAUUCAACGUUAAAUCCGAUCUUGAAGCUCAUAUGACAAGUCACGUCUACACCGGUCCUGAAUUCGCAUGUAGCCAAUGUCCUCGAGUUUUCAAACACAAGGGUAACUACAAACGCCACUUGAUCGCUCAUCUAGAUCCCAAUGGUAUUCACUUGCCCAAGUUUCCGUGUGAUAUUUGUGGCAAACGUUUCUUGAACAAUCGCACCUUGCAGACUCACAUACGGGUUCAUACCGGUGAAAAGCCAUUCGAGUGUCAAAUAUGCAAAAAAACAUUCUCACAAAGGGGCAAUCUUUUUAAUCAUCAGAGAAUUCAUUCCAAUCCAAGGAGUUACACCUGUGAAGUUUGCGGCAAAAGAUUUAAUCAAAGAGCCACUCUGAGAGAUCACGGUCUCUUACACACCGGGGAAAAGCCUUACGUUUGCAAUGUUUGUGGCAUUGCUUUCACCUUCAGCGCGGCGCUUCGACGUCAUCUCUGGUCGCACGCAACCGACAAGCCAUUCGGCUGUGAAAUUUGCAACGCUCGGUUCGUCGGUAAAUACGAUAUCAAGAGACACAUGAAAAUUCAUACCGAUCGCCCGAAGGAUAGGCGAAAACGUCAUAACCAGCGGGAGCAGUCGAUCGAUCCUACUCGUUCUUCGGUACACCAACUUACGGAACGAUCAUCAUCCCUUACUACCCCUAACUGCUGCCGCCAAAUUCUCGAGGAAGAUACCAAAAUUUUUAUCGAUCAAGUCUUGCUACUGAACGAUGAUUCGACCCAAAUUCGCCAUAGAGAACGAGACGCUGAGAAAGAAAACGUCGAUGCUCUUCUCAAUCUCAUUGAAUAUGGAUGAAGAGAUGACGUGCGGACAUGGACCAACCUUUUCUCCUCUACCUGGUAUUUCAUACUUUCAACCCAAGAUCGAGACUCUCUCUUUCUCUCUUUUUCUCCUCACACCGCUACUCGCGCGACGAGUUUCAUUCUAUCGUUUUGUUUGAUGUACGAUAAAAAAUCCCUAUAAUUCCCCCAAGUAUCCUCGUAAUCUUAAUAAAAAUUCUUUAUUUAUAUCGA
Molecule: messenger RNA, 2538 nt
Organism: Venturia canescens
Lineage: Eukaryota; Metazoa; Arthropoda; Insecta; Hymenoptera; Ichneumonidae
Product: endothelial zinc finger protein induced by tumor necrosis factor alpha-like
Exons: 3
Coding region: 164-2320 (718 amino acids)
Biological process (GO): regulation of transcription by RNA polymerase II
Cellular component (GO): nucleus; nucleoplasm
Molecular function (GO): DNA-binding transcription repressor activity, RNA polymerase II-specific; RNA polymerase II cis-regulatory region sequence-specific DNA binding; zinc ion binding
Source: RefSeq, a predicted model, not a curated record